Xenopus laevis (African clawed frog) is the source of this 3016-nucleotide messenger RNA. RefSeq names its product Rho family GTPase 3 S homeolog (gene rnd3.S). The record is from RefSeq and is marked predicted. NCBI's taxonomy places the organism in Eukaryota, Metazoa, Chordata, Amphibia, Anura, Pipidae. Gene Ontology annotation, molecular function: GTP binding; G protein activity; GTPase activity. Gene Ontology annotation, cellular component: endomembrane system.
CGCCGCUGGAUGUAGGAGGGUUCCUUGUUGUCGUUGGUGGAUCAAGCUGCUCCGGGAGGUCUGUGCGUAGAGAAUCUCGCUGCACCUUCGCGUCUCUGCUGAUCAGAAAGGAAAGUUUCCUAUACACAUCAAUGAAGGAAAGAAGAACGAGUCAGAAACUGGCCAGCAAAUCAAUGAUGGAUCCCAACCAGAAUGUGAAAUGUAAAAUUGUGGUGGUGGGGGACAGCCAGUGUGGCAAAACUGCUCUGCUCCAUGUCUUUGCCAAGGACUCCUUCCCAGAGAACUAUGUCCCCACUGUAUUUGAGAAUUACACGGCCAGUUUUGAAAUUGACACGCAGAGGAUAGAACUGAGUCUCUGGGAUACAUCUGGGUCCCCUUAUUAUGACAACGUCCGACCUCUUAGCUACCCAGACUCUGAUGCCGUCUUGAUAUGUUUCGAUAUCAGUCGCCCCGAAACACUCGACAGUGUCCUGAAAAAGUGGAAAGGUGAAAUUCAGGAAUUCUGCCCCAACACCAAAAUGUUACUGGUUGGCUGCAAAUCUGACCUCCGUACAGAUCUAACCACAUUAGUAGAACUAUCUAACCACAGACAGACGCCAGUCUCCUAUGAUCAGGGGGCAAACAUGGCCAAGCAGAUAGGAGCAGCCACAUACAUCGAAUGCUCUGCGUUACAGUCGGAGAACAGCGUCAGAGACAUUUUUCAUGUAGCCACCCUGGCAUGUGUGAACAAGACUAACAAAAAUCUUAAAAGGAAUAAAACUCAGAGAGCCACAAAGAGAAUUUCGCACAUGCCGAGCCGGCCAGAACUAAGCUCUGUGGCCACAGACUUGAGGAAGGAUAAAGCAAAGAGCUGCAGCAUCAUGUGAAACCAUUUUUUUGUUUUUUCAUACUGACCGAGAAAUAUCCAGUCAUCAGUGCAGUCUGAAUGAAGGGAGCUGCCAUUUAGUUCUGCAUUCUGCUGGUGGUCAAGGGAAACCCCUUGUGUUUGGUACUUUUAGGAUUCAGCAUGUUGACCGAGGAAGGAAACCGUUUAGCUGUUUCUGAAAUGUUACAUGGAAAAUAUGCCAAAAAAAACAAAAAGGAAGAGGAAUGUAUAGGAGAAAAGGGAGAGUAAUCAUAUCGAAACAACCAAACCUUUCAGCUGGAUUUCCCUGUGCUGUCCAAUCACCAGCCAAUAUUCUAGCGCACGUUAUCUUCGUAUGAGGAUACUAAUGAAACUGCACUUUGGGAUGGCGUCAUUUGGCUUCAAGUGUAUAUUGAAACUUUGCAUAGCUUACUAUCUACUCUAACAGAAUUAAAGAGAGCUGGGGAACCCCUAUCAUUGCAUGAAGGCUAGGGCUCCAAUCAAAAGGGGGAAAAAUAAGUCAUUCAGGGAUGUCCAUAUUGCCUUCAGCUGUCGGUGGCAGCUAACGACAGCCCGCGGUUGGGCACCCCUGAUGUAAAUACAAAGUUGUUAAACAACAUUAAAUAUGUCCUUUGUGUUCUUAUCAACCUUUAUUUUUACAAAGGUGACCCGUGGAUGCUGGAGGACCAGAGCAAAUUCUGUACCCUAUACUGGCCCCGGUGAUGCAGAAAAGUGAUUGAAUGUAUAGGAAAACUCCCACAAUGCUCUGCAACUCUUACAAUUCAUUUCCAGCAUAAACUGUGUGUAAGGAAGCCGGCCUCUGGCUUAACCCUUUCCUGUUUUCACAGAAUAUGGUACUUUUUUUUUCUUAGGGUUUUGAUUUUUUUAUUUUAAAAGAUAUUAGGUUAAACUCCAUAGACCAUGCAAGGUUGUUUCCAAGUUUCAUAAAGUGUAGGUGCUAGAUAGGACUAGUGAUCAUCCAACAUUAGAGCCAGUGACAUGCAGUAUUGACGAUCCCAGAGAGCACUGAGUGGGACCUUUGGAUAGAAACACAUAGGAAAUACUUCAUUGUUUUCUCUGAGAACGACAGUGUAAAUUACAUUAGUGCUUAUUGAGGGUUGACAUGGCAACUGUCCGCCUUGUGAAUAACCUCCCCAUCCUUUGUGAUUAUAGGGUCAGUAUAGACUUCAGAUAUGCAGAGGACUACCCCUGUUGGCAUUGUCUUAUGGUAUUAUGGGCAUCAAUGGCCGAUUUCACCUGGUCUUUCCCUCACAGUUAUGCCAAAUCAUGCAAAGGAGUUCUAGGGGAAAAAAGGAAAGCGGUGGCCACCCAUUUUGAGACAAUGGCAGCUUAAGGCUGACUAUGCACAUGCACCUUCAUAGACUGGGGUGGCUGAGGGAAAAGCAAAAGGACAAUGAUUACAAAAAAUUAAGGUAUAAGCCCCCCUAAUGGUAACAAUAUCCUGAUGACUAUGCCUUAACCAACUCAUAGCAGUAAUCGCAUUUAUUAUGCAAGGGACUCUAUUAGACUAAUCCUCCCACGUGAGUUGCAUGUCAUUCCCCUAAACCUGUUGUUUACAAUUAGCAACUGUGCUAGAGUGUUUUCAGGAACGUAUUUUUUUCUGUGUGUGUUUUAACCCAUUCUAGGCCAAAUAAACUCCUUUUGUAGUGGGCCACCCGGAUCUCACCAGCACCUGAUGGGUUGAAAGGAUUUUGGCUAUUACAUAUCUUGCUAAGUGGCUUGCUUGGGGCAAGCAUUCUGUCCAGCAAAUGCUUCAUUUUUGAAGCUCUAAUCUUUUUUUUUUUUUUCUCCCCCGUAUUCAAAUUUUGGGGAAAUUGGGCGAUAUUGAGUCAACGCAACCUGUUUUCUGUAUCGUGAGCAUUUUGUCCUAUGUCCGAAAGAAGUCCUGUUACGCCAAUACAGAUAUAUACCACUGCAAUAUGCUUUCCCAUAAUGCAACUAUGUGCUUUCAGCAGAUUCUGACCAAUAGCUGCUGUGCUCUAUUUUUUAUUUUGUAUACUUAUAUUGUAACAACGGAAUAAGUUAUAUCUGUCUUAAAGCUGAACAUCAUUACUUUUUUUUUGUCAGUCACUUUGUAUGUAUGUUUUUUGUAAAUGUCCCUGCUGUAUUUAUUAAACUUUUUUUUUCUUUAAUAAAAGCUUAAUUAAGGUU